UGUAAUUGGCCGCCAGUGUGUCGGGAUGAAGACGUGCUUUGCACACUACUUCAAACACUUUGGCGUUCCCUUUUUUCUUUUUCCGUAAAAUGCCAAGACUUCGUCCAUCACAUUCUGCACAUUUCAAACCAGGCUGCUCAUUUGGAAGGACGCCAGACCGCAGGCUUGCUAAUCUGCAAAUUCAGUCCAAUAAAUGGUGACAUUGGCUGUCAGCGUUGGAAUAAGAAAUCGAUAGGAUACUCAAAAAAGGGACGCGAUAUUCUUUCGGAAUUUUAACGAUCUAUUUCCUGUAUCCUUAUAACCAUGCGAAUUAGGGGUAUGCUGGAGUGGUUCAGCUACUCACAUUUUCAAAUGGAGCUGUGCUCAUAGUGACAGAUUAUUGUUGUUGAGUGUCCAUGCAAGUAUUGGGGUGGAAACAUGUCUGGCCACUUCUUUGAGAGGAUCACUGCUAUCAGAGAUGGCAUUUUGGUCCAGCACUUCGGUUUUUACCUCUAAAGUGCCCCGGAAAAUUUUAUUCAUGUUCACCCUCUCCCUUUCUGUCACCUACUUGUUCUAUAGCCUGAUGAGCUGUUACAACUCGUUACAGUUCCCCUUGCAAGAGAACUACGUGUACCAAGGGAGGCUGGUAACGGAGGAGACAACUUUCGUAACAUUAAGGGAUAAACUUUAUUCCACUUCACCCCAGGGCUAUUUGGACGAGGAGCUGAUAGAGGUGACUGCUGCCGAGAAAACGGUUGCAAUUUCCACCGUCAAAGAUAAUGUGGAGACCGAACAAAGAACAUUGGAUUGGGUUCGGAAUCAGGCGGCUCCAACUAAAACUGCCGCGGUUUAUCAAUCUCCCGCUCUGGAGAGGGAGCACCAGGAAUUCAGCACCACGGACAACGAACUCAGGGUGAACUGCACCUCGGAUUAUGGGGUGAAAAAAUUACCCCAAGCCAUUAUAAUUGGGGUGAAGAAAGGAGGUACCAGGGCUCUGCUCGAAGCUUUGAGGGUCCAUCCCGAUAUCAGAGCCGUUGGGAAUGAGCCACAUUUCUUCGACAGGAACUACGAGAAAGGGCUGGAUUGGUACAGGUGCGCGCAUCCACUCUCACUUAAUAACCCUAUCUGGUUCAGAGGUCUCAUUACCCCACAUAACAUAAACCAUGUGUUGGAAAUACAAAAUGCUAGUAGUGUAGAGACCAUGUCAGAGCACCAUGUCUUUGCACUGCUGCAGGCCCGGGGGGACUCUGAGGAGAAUAGCAUGAAUUCCAGCCCCAGGUUUAUCCGCACCCUUCAGUGUGGUAAGACAGGACCCUCUGACAGGAAUUGUGUGUCGGAGACAGCGAUCUACUGCUGA
Molecule: messenger RNA, 1336 nt
Organism: Oncorhynchus masou masou (cherry salmon)
Lineage: Eukaryota; Metazoa; Chordata; Actinopteri; Salmoniformes; Salmonidae
Exons: 2
Coding region: 458-1336 (292 amino acids)
Molecular function (GO): [heparan sulfate]-glucosamine 3-sulfotransferase activity
Source: RefSeq, a predicted model, not a curated record